AUGACUGACCCAGUAGACCCGGGCCAGUGGUGCAACGCCAUCUCCUCCCAAGGAGCCACCAUCGUGCAGGUUUCUUCUUUGUGGAGGACAAGACCCUACCGGGGACUCAAUGACAUAACGGUGAAGAUCCGCUACCCGCUACCACUCAUCUCCUCUGAGCUGCUCCAGGGUGCCACCAUAUUUUCCAAGGCGGAUCUACGGAACGCCUACCACCUGGUGCAGAUAUGGGAGGGGGAUGAGUGGAAGACCGCCUUCCACAUGGCCAGUGGCCACUACGAGUAUUUGGUCAUGCCAAUUGGCCUCACCAAUGCCCCUGCUGUGUUCCAGGCUCUGGUUCUUCAACGUCUCCUGGACAAUCAGCUGUUUGUUAAGGCAGAGAAGUGUGAGUUCCAUCGCUCCACCAUCCCCUUUCUGGGGUAUAUCAUCUCUGCUGUGAGUGUCCAGAUGGAUCCAGAGAAGCCCUCGCUCUUCCCUGAGCAGGAAGAAGAUGUCAGCAUACCUUCUGCCCAGAUGUUUGUCCACCGCUGUCGUUGUACCUGGAGGAGAGCCCGGUCGGCCCUCCUCAAGAUCACCUCCAGGAAGCUACGGUGGUAUAGUUUCCAGAACUCUCACAGGCCAAGCCUGACUUCAGCCUCCCAGGAGAUGAACCGCCAGUCAGCCCCUCAGCUCAACCUGCUGCAGAAGUUCUCUCUGCUCCGGCUCACUGCUAUCAUGGAGAAGUACUGCGAACCCAACCAACAUGGCUGGAGCUGGUCAAUUUCUAAGUUUAUGAAGAGCAGUAAGGUCCCUGACUACAGGGACAAGCAGGUUUUUGGUGUCCUGCCAAUCAUCAAUGUCCAAAGGACUGGGCAACCGCUACCCCAGGGCAUCCAGCAGGCCAUGCGCUACCUCCGUAGCCAAUGUCUGGAAAAGGUUGACAUUUUCCGUAAGUCUGUGGCUGACCUGCUGAAACAGUACUUCAGAGACCUGUUGAGAGACAUGCGUCUUCAGGCAGCCCAGGCUGCAGUCAUCCUGUUGCCUGACGAGAACUGGGAGGUCCUGCAGACCCUGCUCUACUUCCUCAGUGACAUCGCUUCUGCUGAGGAGAACCAGAUGACAGCUGACCUGGCCGUGUGCCUGGCCCACUCCAUCCUGCACCUCAACGUCUCCAAGAAGGAGGGCACCUCCCCUAGAUUAAUCCACCAAAAGGGGGCAGGUGGAAAACCAGACCACAAGGACCUGAGUGAGAACAUGGCUGCCAGUCAAGGGCUCAGCCACAUGAUUGUGGAAUGUAAGAAAUUAUUCCAGUUCCCUCAUGAGAUGAUGUUGCAGUCGCGGAACUCCUACGUUGCAGCAGACGCCCAGCCAGUCCCUCUCUACAGCCUGGGCCUGAACAUGAAGGGCAAUCCUGUGGAUUACAGAGCCUACCUGGAGGAUAACAUCCAAGCUGUACUGAGGGAGGCCAUAGCAAAGAGCAAAGGAUGGCACAGUGCCCCAAGCCCAGAGAACACAGAGCUGACCUACAAGAAGGUAGGGGAUGGCCAUCCCAUCCGUCUUUGGAAAGUGACCACAGAGAUCGAGGCUCCGCCCCAGACAGUGUUGCACAGAGUUCUGCGUGAGCGCCACCUGUGGGAUGACGACCUACUACACAGCCGUGUAAUCGAGGCUCUAGAGGACAACACAGAGGUGUAUCACUUUGUGACAGACAGCAUGGCACCUCAUCCCCGCAGGGACUUCGUAGUGCUGAGGCGGUGGUGAUUAGGCGGUGGAGACCUUCCUCGGGGCCUAUGUCUGCUAGUGUCCUCCUCUGUGGACCAUGACAACGUUCACCUGGAAGCGGGGCUACAGGCAGUGCUGCUAACCUCACGGUUCCUGAUUGAGCCCUCUGGGAUGAGCCGGUCCAGGCUGAUGCACUACUGCAGAGCGGACCUCCGGGGACGAUCACCUGAGUGGUACUGCAAAGUGUUUGGCCAUCUCUGUGCAGUGGAAGUUUCUAGGAUACGGGGCUCCUUCCCUGUGCUCACAGCAAGAGGAACAGAGACAAAGAUUUGAGCUCUGAGAUGGCCAGACAGCCCACCUCAGACACGUGCUGCCUACGGCUCACAAUUACUAAAAUUUAGAGUGCCAAUCUGUAGCAUUAUGCUACAUCUACCUGAGAAACUCUCUACAGUGUCAUCAACAUAGGACUGUCAGGAUGUGGACUCUCAUAUUGUACUGAUGUCCCAUUAGGAGCAACUGUGGAAUUGGUAGCAAUAUUCUAAACAAGUCUAUGCAUUAACUCACGAUAACAUAUUCAAAAGUACUCUGAAGUCAAUUAAAUAGUUUAGAUAAACAAAAU
Molecule: messenger RNA, 2317 nt
Organism: Oncorhynchus keta (chum salmon)
Lineage: Eukaryota; Metazoa; Chordata; Actinopteri; Salmoniformes; Salmonidae
Product: stAR-related lipid transfer protein 8-like
Biological process (GO): regulation of Rho protein signal transduction; actin cytoskeleton organization; signal transduction
Molecular function (GO): GTPase activator activity; lipid binding
Source: RefSeq, a predicted model, not a curated record